UAAAUACUUGGACUUCUUCUCUUCCCUCCAUCCUCUUCUCGUAUCCACAAUCUUAACUUCCAUCUCUCAAUUCAAUACUCAAUUCAAUACUCAAAAUGUCUACUAAGGGUUUCAAGUCUGGCGACGCCUUCCCCAAGGACGUGGUGUUCUCUUACAUCCCCUGGUCUGAGGAGGCUGGCGAGAUCACCUCUUGCGGUAUCCCCAUCAACUACUACGCCUCCAAGGAGUGGGCUAACAAGAAGGUCAUCCUCUUCGCUCUUCCCGGUGCUUUCACUCCCGUCUGCUCCGCCAACCACGUCCCCGAGUACAUCCAGAAGCUCCCCGAGCUGCGCGCCAAGGGUGUCGACCAGGUCGCUGUCCUCGCCUACAACGAUGCCUACGUCAUGAGCGCCUGGGGCAAGGCCAACGGUGUCACCGGAGAUGAUAUUCUCUUCCUUUCCGACCCCGAGGCCAAGUUCUCCAAGAGCAUCGGCUGGGCUGACGAGGAGGGCCGCACCUACCGCUACGUGAUCAUCAUCGACCACGGUAAGGUCACCUACGCCGCCAAGGAGGCCGCCAAGAACAGCCUUGAGCUCUCCAGCGCCGACUCUGUCCUCAAGCAGCUGUAAAUUCACUCCUGAAAAAUAGAUUUGGGUAAAUGGGCUGGCGCAUUGUUUCAUGGGUAUUGGGGAGUCAGACUGCGGUAUUUGUGUUUUGCAAAUAUCCAGCACUGUUUCUCCCCUCUGCUUUCUGCGGUUUUCCGAAUUUUUAGAUCGCCCUGUUGCUUGCUCUGUUACCUGAAGAGUGAAAUACUUUAAUGAAGCCACGAGUUCAUUCUUUCUA
Messenger RNA from Penicillium samsonianum, 822 nucleotides. RefSeq names its product peroxiredoxin family protein. Bases 96 to 608 code for a protein of 170 amino acids. NCBI's taxonomy places the organism in Eukaryota, Fungi, Ascomycota, Eurotiomycetes, Eurotiales, Aspergillaceae. The transcript is spliced from 4 exons. Gene Ontology annotation, cellular component: mitochondrion; cytoplasm; peroxisome. The record is from RefSeq and is a predicted model, not a curated record. Gene Ontology annotation, molecular function: thioredoxin peroxidase activity. Gene Ontology annotation, biological process: cell redox homeostasis; cellular response to oxidative stress; hydrogen peroxide catabolic process.